Molecule: messenger RNA, 549 nt
Organism: Taeniopygia guttata (zebra finch)
Lineage: Eukaryota; Metazoa; Chordata; Aves; Passeriformes; Estrildidae
Source: RefSeq, a predicted model, not a curated record
UUGGGUGCAGUGCUGCUUCUCAUGUGUCCUCACUUUGUGCUUCUCCCUGCCCUCUGUGUCAGGUGUGCCUGUGACCCCGAGCCAUGUCCUGCUGCCAGCCCUGCGACCCUUGCUGCCAGCCCUGCGGCCCCUGCCCGCUGGCCAGCAGCUGCAAUGAGUGCUGUGUCAGGCAGUGCCAGAGCUCCCACGUUGUCAUUCAGCCGCCUGCUGUGCUGGUGACCCUGCCCGGCCCCAUCCUCAGCUCCUCCCCACAGAACACCGCCGUGGGAUCUUCUACCUCUGCUGCUGUUGGCAACAUCCUCAGCUGUGGCGGAGUGCCCAUCAGCUCUGGGGGCUUUGACAUCUCCUGCAUCACCAACUGCUAUGGCAGCAGAUGCUGUCCCCCCUGCUAAAGAUGCUUCCAACAUCCUUGGGCAAGAACCUCCACAGCCUUAGAAUAUGGAACUGAAAUGAAGAUGCAUCUUUGGAACAAUGAUUUUGUGCGUUUGGUUUGCUGCUAUUUUCAUCCACUCUCUUCUCUUCCCUUCCCUUCCUGUCAGCACCACCCAA